UGAUGUUCUUAUCGAUAAGCUAUUGUUUUGUUAAAUAAUAACACAUUGUGAUUCUGUCAUUACUUGUACAUAAAAAUGCCGGUACCCAAAAAACAAUCGUUUUUAUCUCGAAAUCUGGUCGCAGUGGUGAUGAUACCUAGUUUAAUUGGCAUACACUACGGCUGGAAAGUAUUACAGGACAAUCGCAAACUAGUCACAGUCGAGGAACAAAUUGAUUUGCCUCCAAUCACGUUGGCCAAAUAUGUGUGGAAAAGACUGACGACAAAUGAAGCUGAAAAAUGAUUCUAAAUCAAAAUUUGUUUUUAUAGUUGCUAGUUAAAAACUAUUUAUUGCAUUAAAUGUGUAUGCAGUAAAUUAAA
Messenger RNA from Drosophila nasuta, 359 nucleotides. RefSeq lists its product as uncharacterized. The record is from RefSeq and is a predicted model, not a curated record. NCBI's taxonomy places the organism in Eukaryota, Metazoa, Arthropoda, Insecta, Diptera, Drosophilidae. Bases 76 to 282 code for a protein of 68 amino acids. The transcript has 2 exons.